Messenger RNA from Manduca sexta (tobacco hornworm), 686 nucleotides. RefSeq names its product prolyl endopeptidase-like. Gene Ontology annotation, molecular function: oligopeptidase activity; serine-type endopeptidase activity. The transcript is spliced from 5 exons. The record is from RefSeq and is a predicted model, not a curated record. Lineage: Eukaryota; Metazoa; Arthropoda; Insecta; Lepidoptera; Sphingidae. Gene Ontology annotation, cellular component: cytosol. The annotation marks the transcript as partial.
GUAUAAGUGUGUUGUAUGGUCGGCAGCGGCGCGGAGGUGACGGACUGCGGGCGGUACCUGAUCGUGUCGCCGGUGCGGGACUGCCGCGACAACCUGCUGUUCUACGCGGACCUCAGCAAGCACCCCAACAUCGACGGCCUGCUGCCGCUCACGCAGAUCGUGCACAAGUUCGAGGCCGAUUAUGAGUACGUCACAAAUGAAGGCUCAGUGUGCAUAUUCCGCACGAACAGAAACGCUCCCAACUACAGACUGAUCAAGAUAGACCUGCACAAUCCCGCGGAAGAGAAUUGGGAGACUCUUAUACCGGAACACCAAAGUGACGUGCUGGACUGGGCGUCGGCUGUCGACCACGAUAAAUUAGUGAUACAUUACAUUAGAGAUGUUAAGAGCGUGUUACAACUGCAUAGCAUGAAGACCGGCGAAUUGCUGCAGUCGUUCCACUUGGACGUGGGCUCGGUGGUCGGCUUCUCCGGCAAGAAGGACCAGACGGAGAUAUUCUACCACUUCAUGUCGUUCCUCACGCCCGGCGUCAUAUACCACGUCGACUUCACCAAACAACCUUACUCUCCUACGAUAUUCAGAGAGGUGAAAGUGAAGGAUUUCGACGCAUCACAAUACGAGGCUAAACAAGUUUUCUACUCAAGCAAAGAUGGCACCAAAGUUCCUAUGUUUAUUGUAUCUAAAAG